AACCUUUGCCUGAGACUACACGCCAAAAUAGUCCCGCGGAACAAAGCAGUGUGGAGUACUAAUUGUAAAACUAAUCUUAUGGUGUUGCGAAUCACAUACAGACAUUUGCCAUUGUACCAUUUGAGCUGGCAAUCAAAUAUUAGAAUGUAUUUGUGGUAGAUGUGCUAAAAAUUUAGAGAGUCAGUCGUCAAAUAUACCAUUCAGUUUCAUCUAUUUAGCACUGCAAAAUAGCAGUCCACAAAGUGAACACUGACAAGGAAAAACUCUCGGAGGGAUGAAGAAAGAAUUAGAAGCCUAACUUCCUCUGUCCAGAAGAGUAAUCACUUUAAUGGUGAAUGUUAAGCAACCAAAACAUUCAAUUUAUAAAAGUAGCAUUUUCCAUAAUAAAUGUGCGAGUCAAAUCAAUUUCAAAUUGCGAGUGAAAAUCUGAAACCAUUUGACGGCGCGUGGUAAUCCCAACCUAUAGGUUUCGACUCCACAUUUAGCACACUGUACGAUUUUUGAUAUGAUUACAUAUGCUGGAAAUUUUAGUUACAAAAUAUUAUACACUGUAUUGGUCUGUUGCCCUACUAACCAAAAUAGAGCGAGCACAGUUUUAUUGGUUCGCUGCUGCAUCACAUGACACUCUGACUCUCAUAGCACGUGCAACAGUUUAACUGGUUCUUGUCGUCACAUCCGUUCACUAGAAACGUCACACCCGGAAUUAGAAUGUCAUAUUAAGGGAGCUGCUCGAAUUUGUAAUAGGAAAAAAAGCUUUAUGAGUUGGAAAUUACACGCUGUCUCAUUUCUGAAAUGCCCCGCUAUUGCGCCGUGAAACUAUGUAAAAAUCGUGGAGGGGUCCUUUCGAAAGACAACAAGAAAAUUAGUUUCUACCCGUUUCCUUUGCGGGACGAAGCUCGUCUCCAGAAAUGGGUUGAUAAUAUGAAACGAGAGCAAUGGACCCCAAGCCGACAUCAGUACUUGUGCAGUGACCAUUUCACCGAGGACUCGUUCGACCUUCGAUGGGGGAUUCGCUACCUGAAGAAUACCGCUGUGCCUACUAUCUUCCCUUUCAUUUAUGACGAUGAAACGUCUCCUAUUCAGGAUGAGCUGAAAAGGUUGCAAAGUAAAAAGAAUUCAAAGCCCAAACCAAAGACAUCUGACAUAAAUGGGAAACUCCUGGAACCCUCCUCACCCACAAAGAAGAGAGCCCUGAUCUUGAAAAGAGAGAUACCCAAGGAGGAGAGUGGGGUGGGAGAGGGUUUGGAAUCUAACCCUGGGGGUGACGAACCCCCAUUUCCCACAGUUUUAUUCCUGAGGGACUUGGACUCGGAAGGACCUGGCUCAGGCGAGGUGCUUCAUCUACAAGCUCUGCCUCUGGGGCACAGUGAGGAAACUACGGAGCAGCCCGGGGAUGAGAGAACGCUUAUAGUCUCUGGUGUGAACCAGCUCGAUGAAGAUCGCCAGUGUCCUAGGUUGGCUACGCAGGACAGGCUACGGGCAGCCAUAAGUCAGGCGAUUAGGUCUCUCCCCCUGAGCCUUCCAGGUGAGCACCCCGUAGCUGGCACUGGGGAUCAGGAGAGGGAGCCCUCGAGCACGGAGUACAAUUUGCUGGAUGAGCACUCCUACUCACGGCAGGACACUGACAAGGAGCAGCUGUGGAACAAGAUAGCUGGCCUCCACGUGAAAAUCAUGGAGCUGGAGAAGAGAGAGGAGGAAACGGUGGUCAAAAUGAACACUUUGGAGAACCUGAUUGCACAUCUGAGGAAAGAAAGUAUUGUUUGUGAAGAAAAGCAGAAGGCACUGGAGGACUAUUUCACAUCUGUAUUUCUUUAAGGACCCUUUGACCUCCCUUGGCUUGCUGCUAUUAAUCAGUGAGUUUAAUCUGUAGGAAGGAAAGUCUUUUUACUCUUUCUACAUGCUCACUCACACGUUUUCCUUAUGAACAUCCAUGCAGCGCAAAAAACUUUGGCAGACGCUGAAAUGGAGACGAAUCAAAGCGGGCUGUGGUACAUGGAGGCCAGUGUGUCUGAAAGACAGGAGUGGCACUCUUCCCGUGUGUGAGGCCGGAGUUGUGAGCACACACCAGCUCACAAAAGUGACAGGGACGAGUAGUGCAGAAGUGUCAGGUGACUUAAACAGCUCCCACAAUGUGUUCUGCAACAACAUCUGCAGUUAUACUUGAUAUUUUGGUGGAAACCAUUAAAUUGCUUUGCUUA
This is a messenger RNA of Brienomyrus brachyistius, 2198 nucleotides long. Its product is annotated as THAP domain-containing protein 5-like. Lineage: Eukaryota; Metazoa; Chordata; Actinopteri; Osteoglossiformes; Mormyridae. The record is from RefSeq and is a predicted model, not a curated record. Gene Ontology annotation, cellular component: nucleus. Bases 793 to 1815 code for a protein of 340 amino acids. The transcript has 3 exons.